AUGUCGUCUUCCACUAGCCUGUCUACUGCGCCAUCGGCCGAGUACACUGAGACAACAGAAUCCUCCCCUCCACAUCAGAGCAAUAGAGGUAGGAACAUUGAAUAUGCCCCAGGUUUGAUUCCUAAUGGGGGCGGAUUGUCUCCCCCUGUCAUCGGCUAUCACGCCCCCAAGGUCUCAACCCUCCUCCAAGGUGCCAUCAGGGAACCAACCGAUGUAACCAAGAAAAGAAAAACUAGAUCAUCGGCUGUGAGCACGUUGACUCUAGCUCCAAAGAAAAAGGCCAAGUCUAAGAAAACCAAGCCAACCGACGACCUGCCUGCUUUGGAUCCAUCCAUUGAACAAGCUCUGGAUGAAGAAGAUAUUGAGGAUGAUGUUGAUCAGGCUACAGCCGAAGUAAGCCAUGGAGGCGCAGAGCAUGCGAGGUGUAGUGGCAUACUGGUUGUUGUGUUUCCUAACUCCAAGUCAGAGCCGAAGGGGCUAUCUACUAAUGAAUUGCUGAAUACUCUGAGGGAACUCAGAGUUGACUCCAUUCUACUUGCUAGCUACUCGAAACUUAUACCUGUUGAGCUAGUUCAGGCGUAUCCGAGAUCUAUAUGGAAUAUCCACCCUUCAUUACUCCCUGCAUUUGGAGGCAAGGGUUAUUAUGGUUUAAAGGUGCAUAAAGCAGUCGUUGCAUCUAGAGCUAGAUACUCAGGUCCAACUGUGCACUUUGUGGAUGAGCACUAUGACAUAGGAAGGACUUUAGCCCAAAGAGUUGUGUCUAUGUUAGCAAAUGAUAUAUUAGAGCAAUUGGCUACAAGAGUCCUUCAUGAGGAGCAUCAAGUUUAUGUUGAUGUAGUUACUGCCUUGUGUGAUGACCGAAUUGUGUGGAGGGAAGAUGGUGUCCCAAUUAUUAGAAGCCGAACAAACCCGGAUGAGUACACCUAAGUACCUAAGUACGCAACCCAUGGUGCUACCUCAAGGUUUCCUGCACCCCAAGUAAUUAGGCUUUAAAUGUGGCUGCCAUUUUUUUUUACCAAGGCAUAGGGUCAAUCAUACUAAUUGAGAGAAAUAACAUAUCCCAUACUCUGACACAAAAACAAAUUACU
This is a messenger RNA of Oryza sativa Japonica Group (Japanese rice), 1088 nucleotides long. The record is from RefSeq and is a predicted model, not a curated record. Lineage: Eukaryota; Viridiplantae; Streptophyta; Magnoliopsida; Poales; Poaceae.